UAAAGAGAUCAGAUCAUCAAUACAUAUUCCAUAUUGUAAAGUUAUUUACUGGCCUGUUGAGUGGUUUUAGAUUUAUUUAGUCUUCAAAAAUGACUUUGAAUGUAUUUAACGAUCUCGAGUUUGAAAGCGUCGUCCGAGAAUUUGACACCCCUGAUGUUGAAGGAUGGGAAUUUUUCACGGAGAGCCACGGAGUCAAAAUAUACAGACUUUAUAACGAGAGAUCAGGACUAUAUGAGUACAAAGUGUAUGGGACCCUAGAUGACUGUCCACCUGAUGUAUGUUCUGAAGUCUACCUGGACCUGGAGUACAGGAAGAAAUGGGACAGCUAUGUCUCAGAAUUGUAUGAACGAGAAGCCAACGGUAUGAAAGUCAUUUAUUGGGAUGUUGCCUAUCCGUUCCCGAUGUCACAUAGAGAUUAUGUUUACAAGAGAGAAUAUAAGGAAUUGGAACACAAUGGACAAAAGGUGUAUGCAGUGAUGGCCAAAAGUGUGGAGUGUUCAGAAAUCCCCGAGAAGUCUGGAGUGAUCAGAGUAGACGAUUACAAGCAGAGCUGUGUCCUCACCACAGACGGCAAAGUGGGGUCCAAAGCAUUUAUGAGAUACUAUGACAAUCCAAAAGGCAUGAUACCCACAUGGCUAAUCAACUGGGGUGCUAAGACUGGUGUUCCUUCUUUCUUGACCAUGAUGCAGAAAGCUUGUCGAACCUACCCCGAAUACAAGGCUAAAAGGAUGGCCGCUACAAGCUAAAUAUCAGGACUAAAAAUAGAUAAUACUCAGGUCAUCGUCACAGCCCAAAUAUCUGUGAUAAAAUUUAUGUCUUUUGACAAAUACAAAAUGACCACUUUUAUCAUUUUACAUUCCUUUCUUUCAGAUUGUUUAAUUUAUUGAAUGUUAGUUUGUGUGUGCUAAAUGAGUUCUACCUAUAUACAUACAGAAGAGUGGACUUGAAUUGUGAUAGACCCAACUCUUUUAAUUUAUUGUAUGUUAGUAUGUGUGUUUUAUGACAGCCACUUCCAUACAUGGAUAAGAUUGUACUUCUAUGUUAUAUACCUAUUUCAGUGCAAUGAAUGAUUAUUCUGUGAUGGUAUCAUUUGUUCAUGUGAUUCAAAUUUUGACAUCAAAUUCAGAUUUAAAAAUCAAACAAUAAAAAUAGAGUAUGUCUUAAUA
Magallana angulata is the source of this 1166-nucleotide messenger RNA. RefSeq names its product phosphatidylcholine transfer protein-like. The transcript is spliced from 6 exons. The coding region runs from base 90 to 746 and encodes 218 amino acids. NCBI's taxonomy places the organism in Eukaryota, Metazoa, Mollusca, Bivalvia, Ostreida, Ostreidae. The record is from RefSeq and is a predicted model, not a curated record. Gene Ontology annotation, molecular function: phosphatidylcholine intramembrane carrier activity; phosphatidylcholine binding.